ACCACUUCUUUCUUAACAAUCUUAAUUACUCCUUCAUUUUUGUUAUUGCCAUUUACAUCGUUAAUCAAUCCUUCUUAUCACUUAAUUAUGGCAGAAACCCGUAGCUGUGAAUUUGGAAUUUCCGGAAUGAAGAGAGCGGCAGCGGCUGAUAGCUUUGAAGUGGAUGAUGAGAUAUUCGUGGCCAAGAAAUCUAUGUUGCCAACACUGGCAGUGGCACCAGCAGCAUGGGAAAAUGACCCUGCUGCCUCCUUAGCCGGCCUGCGCCAUGAAUUCGGUGAGCAUGGUGGCAUUAACAUGUCCAUUGAAGCUUCCGCCACCUUCACCGUCAUGGAACCUGAGACAAUGCGCCGCAUGUUCACUGGUGAACUGGGCCCCGAUCGUGAUUUCUUCAUUUAUAGUCGUCACUUCAACCCCACCGUCUUAAAUCUCGGUCGUCAGGUGGCAGCCCUAGAAGGAACCGAAGCUGCCUAUUGCACUGCUAGUGGCAUGGCUGCUAUAUCAUCAGUGAUGUUGCAACUCUGCAGCAGCGGCGGACAUGUGGUGGCGUCGGCGACCCUCUACGGAGGAACCCAUGCACUUUUAACCCAUUUCUUGCCCAGAACUUGUAACAUCACGACCACGUUUGUGGACAUAACCGAUCACGAAGCGGUGAAAAACGCCAUCGUCGAAGGAAGGACCAAAGUGUUGUUCUUCGAGUCAAUUUCCAACCCAACACUCACCGUAGCCAACAUUCCGGAGCUAAGCAAGCUAGCACAUGACAAAGGAACCAUGGUGGUUGUAGACAACACUUUCUCUCCCAUGGUUCUUUCCCCUGCCCGGCUUGGUGCCGAUGUUGUCGUUCAUAGUAUCUCCAAGUUCAUAAGCGGUGGGGCUGAUGUUAUCGCAGGUGCUGUUUGUGGUCCUGCAAGUCUGUUGAACUCCAUGAUGGACUUGCACCAAGGUGCUUUGAUGCUUCUAGGCCCGACCAUGAACGCCAAGGUUGCCUUUGAACUCUCUGAAAGGAUACCUCACUUAGGCCUGAGAAUGAAGGAGCAUUGCCGCAGAGCCUUGGAAUAUGCUACUAGAAUGAAGAAACUGGGUAUCAGGGUCGUCUACCCAGGCCUUGAGGACCACCCUCAACACCACCUAUUGAAGUCCAUGGCCAACAAAGGCUACGGAUUCGGCGGUCUUCUUUGUGUCGACAUGGAAUCGGAAGAGAAAGCUAACAGGCUGAUGCACCACUUGCAGAACAGCUCUCAAUUUGGGUUAAUAGCGGUUAGCUUGGGUUAUUACGAGACUCUCAUGUCUUGCUCCGGUAGCAGUACCAGCAGUGAAUUGAACUCAGAAGAGAAGGCCCUCGCCGGUAUCUCGCCGGGGCUGGUGAGGAUGUCGAUUGGAUAUACUGGGACAUUGGAGCAGAAGUGGAGCCAAUUCGAAAGGGCAAUCUCUAGGAUGGAGGUGGAUUCCACCUUAUUCAACAAAAAUUAAAGUUGUAUUCGCCUUGUUCAAAAGGUUUCAUUUGUGUUACUUCAGUUGUUAAAUGAUGGAUCCCUUAGUUUUGGGUAAUAAAAGGUUUUAUUUGUGUUA
Molecule: messenger RNA, 1566 nt
Organism: Gossypium raimondii (Peruvian cotton)
Lineage: Eukaryota; Viridiplantae; Streptophyta; Magnoliopsida; Malvales; Malvaceae
Product: methionine gamma-lyase
Exons: 3
Coding region: 88-1467 (459 amino acids)
Biological process (GO): transsulfuration
Cellular component (GO): cytoplasm
Molecular function (GO): pyridoxal phosphate binding; carbon-sulfur lyase activity
Source: RefSeq, a predicted model, not a curated record